GUGUUUUGAAAAACUUGACUUCCCAUGUCUGGAGCAACGGGGUAAACGAAAGAGCCCAAAAGAAAAACCUGGGGUUCUGCAAGGACUCGCUCACAGACUUAAAAUUGUGGCAUACCGGCAAAAUUGAAAACCUGGUGUAUUCUCGAUGGUCAAAUUCUGGUCAUGGUGUUAGACAUGGCUGGCCAGAAUUUCUUACAGCCAGUAUCAUCAUGGAUAUCUCGUAUGUGUGAAGCCGUUUAUCUGACUGGAGGAUCUACAACCGAAGCUGUUACAAAUAAACCGGAGUCCACAACGAACGGUGACCAAGACUCGGAUUACAGCAAUGAGGAUGAACACAGCCUGGACCAGUGUCACAAAUUUGAAUUAUUCUAUGAAAAUCCACCACUAGUUAUACAUUCUGAUGCUGAGCCAUGGACAUCCGAUGAGGAGGAAACUGUUGAGCAGACACAACAGAGUCAAGUAGAUUCACAAAUAGCGGAACACUGUGAAAAUCCACCACCCUCUGAAAAAUCAUCUAACUCUGCAAUUAGGAUCCGUGGCGAGAGCAGCUUCGCAGAAUCACAUUCUUCAAUACCAGAGGAUGAAGAGUAUGUUAAUAAUCAAUUAAAAAUUCUUUUGAGAGACACCGAAACGCCAACCUUUAGCUCUGCAGGAACAAUUUAUGUGAACAGUUAUGGGGAAGAUGAGGAGCUAACUACAUCUUCAGACAGUGAUGAAGAGGUGUAUAAACAGUUUCAAAUAUCAGUGUCGCGCUCUCAGAGCUUUCGCUCCACAGUGUCUGAAAAGGCAACACAGGUCGGCACUGAGAGCAAGCAAAAGUUCAGCCGCUUGCUGUCAAACCAUGAGGAGCUGAGUACAGAAGCUUCUGAGUGUGAAGAUUUGGAUAUUCUUAGUUACCAGUCGUACAAUGAAGAUGAACAUAUGUCUAUUCACUCCGCCCCGGCAUCGGUGGUUGGUGAACCUCAAAGCGCUUCCAGGCUGGAAGCUGGCUCACUCCGUAGUGACAGUCGUCAAGUCACAGAUGAAAAUCAAGAGAUGGAGACAGCUUUCAGCAACAAUGGUUUUGAAGGAGAUGAAGGUACGGACAGCUCAUCGGGAUGGAGUCCAGAGGAACAACUGGACAGCAACCUUGUGCCUCCCACUGCCCAUGUGCCAAUUUCCAAAUGUGGUGACCUGGAUGUUGUGUUCGAGUACAAACCUUCAAGUCAGAAGCUGUCCAUAACAAUUGUGGAAGCCAAAGAUAUUCCAGAUAAAGAUCGCAGUGGAGUAAACACGUGGCAAGUCCACGUUGUCUUAUUGCCGAACAAGAAGCAGAGAGGGAAGACCGCUAUGCAGAAAGGAGCCCAGCCUGUCUUCAAUGAGACCUUUACAUUCAACAAACUUGAGCCUGAGGAAAUUGCUAACAACGCCCUUCGGUUCCGACUGUAUGCUGUGCGCAAGGUGAUACGUGAAAAGAUGAUGGGUGAAAAAUUGUUUUCUUUAAGAAAUAUCAAACCUGAUGAAGAAAUCAGAAGAACAUUGGUUUUGGAGCCAAGGAGUAACUUAAGUAGUGGUGAUUCCCAGUUAAGUAUUUCUGCCAUAUCUCAUAGUGACAGUGCUUCCUCCUCGCAAUCGCUGUCACACGGUGGGGUGCCCGAGCUGCUGGUGGGGCUGUCGUAUAAUGCUACAACAGGGAGGCUUUCUGUACAGCUAAUCAAAGGAAGUCAUUUUCGCAACCUUGCCAUCAAUAGACCACCUGAUACAUAUGGAAAACUUUCCCUCUUGAACGCUGUGGGCCAUGAAUUAUCACGCUGUAAAACGUCUAUUCGUAGAGGCCAACCAAACCCAGUCUACAAAGAAACCUUUAUCUUUCAAGUUGCAUUAUUUCAGCUCACCGAUGUCACACUGAUGAUUUCAAUUUAUAAUAGACGCACCAUAAAGAGGAAGGAAAUGAUUGGUUGGAUUUCACUGGGUCAAAACAGCAGCGGAGAAGAGGAGCGAAGUCAUUGGUUGGAAAUGAAGGAGUCAAAGGGUCAGGAAGUAUGUCAGUGGCAUACACUACUUGAAGCCUAAGGAACACCGCCACAGUCAGAACUCGCAAUGUAGAAAUAAGGUUGUACAACUUGUUUUGCAAACGUUCCUUGGUCACCAUGCAAGCAAUUGUUGUCACUAUAUCAUCUAGAGGGAUAUAUUUUUUCCUAUUUUAUUAUUUGCAGCAAAAAUGUGACACUGAACAAACAUGUUUGCUCACUGCCAAGUUCCUCCACAAAAAAUGAAACUAUAGGUAUUUCUUAAUAGAGGAAUUAGGAUGGAGAACUUCAUAAGGCCUAUUUGGUUGAUCACCUUUAAUUUAUUAAAGUACAGCAGAAGUAGUAGUGUGUAUACUCUCUGCUUCUGUUUUGGCCAGUUACUAUAGUUAAAGUGAGCUGGUCUGUACUCCAGAUAUAUUAAGCACAAUACUUUUUAAGAGUAUGUUAACAAAUAAAAUGAAAUUAUUUGAUAUUAAAUGUACAUGUAAAAUCAUUUUCUAUGUGGAAUGGAAAAAAAAACAUUAAAUCUUGUCCUAUCAAAAUUUAUUUGCAUAUAAAUAAGGGUAUGAAUCUAAUUUUUAGUAUCCAGAUCAAAAAAUGAUUUUAGGAAUUAUACCUACUGUCAUAUAGUACAGGUUGAGUAUCCCAUAUCCAAAUAUUCCGAAAUACGGAAUAUUCCGAAAUACGGACUUUUUUGAGUGAGACUGAGAUAGUGAAACCUUUGUUUUUUGAUGGCUCAAUGUACACAAACUUUGUUUAAUACUCAAAGUUAUUAAACAUAUUGUAUUAAGUGACCUUCAGGCUGUGUGUGUAUAAGGGCCCUCAUUCCGAGUUGUUCGCUCGGUAUUUUUCAUCGCAUCGCAGUGAAAAUCCGCUUAGUACGCAUGCGCAAAGUUCGCACUGCGACUGCGCCAAGUAACUUUACUAUGAAGAAAGUAUUUUUACUCACGGCUUUUUCUUCGCUCCGGCGAACGUAAUGUGAUUGACAGGAAAUGGGUGUUACUGGGCGGAAACACGGCGUUUCAGGGGCGUGUGGCUGAAAACGCUACCGUUUCCGGAAAAAACGCAGGAGUGGCCGGAGAAACGGUGGGAGUGCCUGGGCGAACGCUGGGUGUGUUUGUGACGUCAACCAGGAACGACAAGCACUGAACUGAUCGCACAGGCAGAGUAAGUCUGGAGCUACUCUGAAACUGCUAAGUAGUUAGUAAUCGCAAUAUUGCGAAUACAUCGGUCGCAAUUUUAAGAAGCUAAGAUUCACUCCCAGUAGGCGGCGGCUUAGCGUGUGUAACUCUGCUAAAUUCGCCUUGCGACCGAUCAACUCGGAAUGAGGGCCAAGGUGUAUAUGAAACAUAAAUGAAUUGUGUGAAUGUACACACAUUUUGUUUAAUGCACAAAGUUAUAAAAAAUAUUGGCUAAAAUUACCUUCAGGCUGUGUGUAUAAGGUGUAUAUGUAACAUAAAUGUAUUCUGUGCUUAGACUUAGGCCCCAUCACCUUGAUAUCUCAUUAUGGUAUGCAAUUAUUCCAAAAUACGGAAAAAUCCGAUGUCCAAAAUACCUCUGGUCCCAAGCAUUUUGGAUAAGGGAUACUCAACCUGUAGUUUGAUAGCUUAUAUUACUGCAUGUAACACAACACGUCUCUAUGAUGGUAUUUUUAAUUAUUUGGAAUGUGUUUGAUACCAAGACUGGAUUCUAUAUUUUCAAACCGCAUGGAAACCAAUAAAGG
Pseudophryne corroboree (corroboree frog) is the source of this 3732-nucleotide messenger RNA. RefSeq names its product synaptotagmin 16 (gene SYT16). The transcript is spliced from 7 exons. Gene Ontology annotation, molecular function: phospholipid binding. Lineage: Eukaryota; Metazoa; Chordata; Amphibia; Anura; Myobatrachidae. Bases 163 to 2052 code for a protein of 629 amino acids. The record is from RefSeq and is a predicted model, not a curated record.